Molecule: messenger RNA, 1185 nt
Organism: Hypomesus transpacificus
Lineage: Eukaryota; Metazoa; Chordata; Actinopteri; Osmeriformes; Osmeridae
Product: ankyrin repeat domain-containing protein 31-like
Exons: 8
Coding region: 1-1185 (394 amino acids)
Molecular function (GO): protein binding
Source: RefSeq, a predicted model, not a curated record
AUGUACAGGGAGAACUGCUGGGCAGCAGGAGAACUGGAGGAGCAGCACCAGAGGCCUGCAGCAUGCAGGGGGGAGGCAGGGGGCAUCCAGCUGAGCUCUGAGGGCACAGCUUCCAGGAACAGGAAACGGAACUACGUCAGCACCAGAAAGACUACAUCUCCCACGAUGCACCAGUCCCCUCUGAAACGAGCAAGGACCAGCCCAGUGAGGACCAGCAGCUGGAGGCGGGAGGGAGGGAGGAAGAAAAGAGAGAGGAAGAGAAGAGGGAGGAAGGAGGGAGAGGUGACCCUGUCCUUGGCCCACAGGAGGAACGUCCUUGGGGAGUCUGGGCUCCACGUGGCUGUGAUGAACGGAGAUACUCAGAAGGUCCGAGCGUUCCUCCGGCUGGGCCCCAACGUCAACAUGGCUGACAACGCCGGCUGGACCCCUCUGCACGAGGCUGCUUCCAGGGGUCAAUAUGACAUCAGCAUGGCGUUGAUCUCAGCUGGAGCUCUGGUCAACGCUGCUGCCGAUGCUGACAUCACGCCUCUCCACGACGCCGUCCGGAACCAACACCUGCAGGUUGCAGAGCUGCUGUUGCGUCACGGGGCCGACCCCCUGCUGGAAGACACAGGAAGAGAGACGGCCUAUGACAUCACCUCAGACUUCUCUCUGCUCAGGCUCAUGGAAAGACACGCCCCUAAACACAAGAGAACACAACUGACAGCUUUAAAGAAAGCAACAAACUCAGAGACCAGAAACAGUGAAGGCAGGAUCUCAGAAGACAAGCAGGGUAUGGAAGACCCACCUCUGCCCCCUGGGAGGAAGCGGAGGCCAGCUACAGCAGAGGUCAUCUCUGCUCAGCUCAGCCCUAGACCCAUCAGACCCAUCAGAUCCAGACCCAUCAGAUCCAGCCCCAUCAGAUCCAGACCCAUCAGAUCCAGAUCCAUCAGAUCCAGCCCCGGCUCUGCUCAACCCAGCCCUAGGACCAGACCCAGCCCUAGACCCAGCCCUAGACCCAGCCCUAGACCCAACCCCAGCCCUAGAUCCAGCCCUAGACCCAGCCCUAGGACCAGCUCCAGACCCAGCCCCAGCCCCAGCCCUAGGACCAGACUGGAAGUCCUUCAGGCCUCCAAGCAGGAACAGGAAGCCAAGACUGGCAGUCUCCACAUGCCCCAGAGCCCUCCAGACACCCGGGGGAGAUGA